UGAAUAUAUUGUCACAUGUCUUUCCCGCAGGUACUCGAUGGUGUCAACUCCGGUAUGUUCCUAGUUUCCCCCAAUGGUGAAGUAAGUGUUUCUGGAAAUUUAGACUUCGAGACACAAAAGGAAUAUACUAUCGAAAUAGAAGUGAAGGAAGGAAACUUCAUCAAUAAAACGAAACUAACAAUUAAUUUGGUGGAUAUCGAUGAUUUAGGACCAGCUUUCAUAGUCAACUCCAGCGCAACAAGAACCGAUGUAGUUUACAUAUCUGAAAUAAGUAUUUACUUCAUGGGUGAAAUCCCUAUUAAAGGAGGUUCUAUUUUGGCGAAGGAUACCGAGUCAGAUAAAUACAAUGUAGAAUACACCCCACUAACAGGUAACAAGAAUGAUCACUUCACCAUUAAUAGCUCUUCGGGAAAAGUGUCUGUGAUAAAGAAGUUACCUGAGAAUGGAAAUGUAAUUGUUCUUUUUUUUAAGGCCGAAGACAUAUCACCGAAAAGGCUAUCUACCAAGGCCACGUUAGUUAUAUCCUUAAAUAAAGAGCCGACGGAACCAUCGUCUUCGACAUCAUUGGACUCAUCCUCUGUUACACCUGGACAGAAACAAAGCUCAACAGAUUCAAUGACAAGUACUUCGCCAACAAAACUCACACCUUCGUCAUCAGUAGACUCAUCCUCUCUUACACCUGGACAGAACCAAACCACAACAGAUUUACUGCCAACGGGACCCUCAUCUUCACAGUCAUCGUCAUCAUCUGUUACGCUGGGAGAGAACCAAACUACAACAGAUCCCUUGCGAAGUACUCCGCCACCGGGACCCUCAUCUUCGCUUUCUUCGUCAUCCUCUGUUACACUUGGAGAGAACCAAACCACAACAGAUCCCUUGCAAAGUACUUCGCCACCGGGACCCUCAUCUUCGCUUUCUUCGUCAUCCUCUGUUACACUUGGAGAGAACCAAACCACAACAGAUCCCUUGCAAAGUACUUCGCCAAUGGGAACCUCAUCUUCGCUUUCUUCGUCAUCUUCUGUUACACUUGGAGAGAACCAAACCACAAGAGAUCCCUUGCAAAAUACUUCGCCAACAGGAACAGCAUCAUUGCCACAAUCACAAUCAUCUGUAAAACCUGGAAAGGACCAAAGUACAGCCAAUUCCUUACAAAGCACUUUGCUAUCUGUUCCAUAUACACCGGAGGUCACUAGAGGUGAAAGUGAGAAAACUGGAAAAAAUACAACUGACAGUUCGCUUAUUCCAUCGUCGACAACUCCACUAGGUGUUCCAGCAUCGGAAGCCUACACAACUGGCGAGUUUUUCGGUGCUGUCGGAGUGUUACUGCUCAUUAUAAUAAUUUUGAUAGCAGUGAUACUUUUGGGUUAUUGUUGGUGGCGAAAACGAAAAGAGGAUGAAAGUUACAGUGAGGCGAACUCAGCGAACACAAAGCCGUUUGCCAAAGCAGAGUAUGACAGUAUUUCGAAGACUUCUUCCAAGAUGAACGGCGUUGAUAACAACGCCGCAAAUUUAUCAGAUGCACUAGAGAGCGGCCAGCUGCCAAAAGAAGACUAUGACAGUGUGCCGCCUCCUGAUACAAGCAACUUUAUUGAAAAGACAGAAAAUGAAAACUUGUAUACUACUUUUGGCCCAUCAAUUCACGGCAAUGCAGUUGGAGAUUCAGUUACAGAUGAUAAACCUCCAAUUGAUACCGUUGUAAAUGACCAAUUGGAAAGUAUUCCUACUCCAAGCAGCUUUCCGGAAGAUGUGGAUGGAAUCAAUGAUUACACAGAGGUGGCGUCUCAACUAUCUUCAGAAGCUCCAGUAACCAUGACAUUUGCUGAUUUAGGCAAGAAAAGUAACGUCAGUUUUGCUGAUGACAACAAUCUGUUGCAAGAUGACAACGAUGGUGAAGAUAAUAACCAGACGGAUGGUCUUUCAUACGUCGAACAUAUUAACAAUGGCGGCGGCGACGACGACGAUGAUCAUUCCAAUUCUGCAAAUAAAUUUGGAGAAAAACCCAACGAGGAAGAAAUGACGUGGGUUGUUGCUGACAACGAUGGCAAUCAACAUGGUCAGGACGAUGCUGAACAACAGGCAGACGAAGGAUCACCUGAAGAAACACAGAAUCAAUUGUCACAAAACAAUGAAAUAGCUUAUGCCCCGCUUCUAGAUGAUUCACAAAGAGAUUCAUGGGGAGCUACUAAUCCUCAGUAUGAAAAUGCCAGACUUUAAGGAAUAGUAGCAACAAAGAACCUUAAUCAAACCUAUAACAAGCUUCUUCUAUUCCUAAUCCAACGUUCUCUCUUUCUUCUAAUCAACAUUAUCAUAAUCAUUUUCAUAAUCAUCUACAAACUACAACAAUAAUUUUCUCCGUAAAAGAAGAAACCUUUGGUAUGAACUAAAAAAACAAAACAACAAAAACAAAAACAAAAACAGCAAAACCAAUAACAGACAAACAAGAAAAAAGAAUGGUAUUUAGCACAAACGCACUCACGCGAAUUAUACUACGCUCAUACAUACAAUACAUACAUAUAUGCACAGCCAUGCAUCCAUGUGUACGUGUAUAUAUAUAUAUAUAUAUAUAUAUAUAUAUAUAUAUAUAUAUAUAUAUAUAUAUAUAUAUAUAUAUAUAUAUAUAUAUAUAUAUACGUAUGUAUGUAUAUACAUAUGUAUGUAUAUAUAUAUAUGUGUAUAUAUAUGUGUGUAUGCAUAUAUGUGUAUAUACAUACAUAUAUAUACAUGCAUGUAUAUUAUAUAAGUAAACGUAUAAGUAUGCAUAUAUAUUUCUGUAUCAGUUCACCUCUUUUUGUAUAUACACAAAUUAUAUGCACACACACACACACACACACACAUGAUAUUUUAGAUCUGUCUUUAUGUGUGUCUAUCUGCGUUUGUCUUCUUUCCUUGUUAUCACCUCACUACCACGCUUGAGAACCGGUGUUGGUUUGUUUAGGCUCCUGUAAACCAGCGGUCCAAUAAAUGAAAUUGAUAUAAUAAGUAUCAGAAUUAAGGAAAAAGAAAACGAAAAAAAAAAAAAAAAAAAAAAAAAAAAAAAAAAGAGUGGAACGCAAAUACUGUGUUCGUUUUGCUCGACGGAGUAGUAUCCUUGCACGGUCGCAGUCCAAUGACGGAAACAAGUUAUAAAAAUCGAAAAAAUAUAUUCUCUUUUAGAUAUAUACAGAGACGAUAGAAAAAGUAAAGACGAAAUGAAAGAAAGUAAACAUUGAACACACAAAUAAAUGCUCCAGCCUUGCCUAAACUUAGUAUUUGAGACGCAUUGAAAUGAUAGAAAAAAACAAGGAGUAGAGAUAUGCGAUUCCUUUAACCAGAUACUACAACUUUUUUUGAUCUGCUUCAAACAAACAAAACGUAGACAGAAUUGAUAGAGACCUUCAGCACAAGAACUCCUCAAAACACAGACACACACACACGCACAUACACACAUACACACACGUAUGCACACAUACACACGCAUGCACACACACAUAUACACAUGCAUACACAAGGCGGAGAGCUGGCAGAAACGUUAGCACGCCGGGCGAAAUACUUAGCAACAUUUUGUCCGUUGCUACUUUCUGAGUUCAAAUUCCGCCGAGGUCGACUUUGCCUUUCAUCCUUUCGGAGUCGAUUAUAUAAAUACCAGUUACGCACUGGGGUCGAUAUAAUCGACUUAACCCGUUUGUCUGUCCUUGUUUGUCCCCUCUAUGUUUGGCCCCUUGUGGGCAAUAAAGAAAUAACACAUACACAUGCAUACAAACAUACACACACAUGCACAUGCACACACGUUCACACACAUAUUCACACACACACGCACACACACACGCACGUACAUACACAACCACACGCGCACACACAUACACUCUCACGAACACACACACACACACACGCACGCACACGCUCCACAUUGCCUGCUUUCAAUGUACAAUACUUCAUUUAAAUUUUAAUUUAUGUCUUACGCCAGGGGUUUUCAAACUUUUUGACUUGCGGUCCCCUUUAUAUUUCAGGCUUUACCUUAGGGACCCCCUUAUAAACGCUUAUGAAAUUUAUACAUAAAUAUUUGCUUAAAAUAACAUAUUUUUACAUUUAUUUAUUUAGCAGUAUUUAACAAAUAAGGUAUAUUGUCAAUUAAAAGAUUUCGAUUAAAAAACAUAUAUAAAAUCAAAUUGCCCAUAAAAAGUAUUUGUUGUCUACGGAUCCCCUGUCUUGUCCUUGCGGACCCCCUGUGGUCCGCGGACCACAGUUUGAAGACCUCUGUCUUACGCAUAAAAUUCAUCGUUAAUUAACUCUUGUCAAAAGAAGCAAAAAAGGGAAAUAACCCAGCAACCGGAAAGGAAAAGGAGAAAAACAAGCAAAUGAAUGAUAUAACAGUAUUAUUUAUCGUUUUAUCGCACUUAAUUUAAGAAAAUCGAACUAAAUUUGCUCUAAAAGUGCUUUGGUAAUUAAUAGGUAACACGGGUUCUCCGGGAAGAAUUGGCUAAAUAUUUCGUACCCCAAACAAAUGGACCUCUUGUACUUUGUAUUUUUGUUUAUUUUUUGUUAAUGUAAACACAGCCGUUAAUACAUACAUACUCUCUCUUCCUCCCCCUUUCACUCUCUCUCUCUCUCUCUCUCUCUCUCUCUCUCACACACACACACACACACACACACAGAAAC
Messenger RNA from Octopus bimaculoides (California two-spot octopus), 4635 nucleotides. RefSeq lists its product as uncharacterized. Gene Ontology annotation, biological process: multicellular organism development; cell-cell adhesion mediated by cadherin; homophilic cell-cell adhesion. The record is from RefSeq and is a predicted model, not a curated record. Lineage: Eukaryota; Metazoa; Mollusca; Cephalopoda; Octopoda; Octopodidae. Gene Ontology annotation, molecular function: cadherin binding; calcium ion binding; beta-catenin binding. Gene Ontology annotation, cellular component: membrane; catenin complex; adherens junction.